Populus nigra (black poplar) is the source of this 2787-nucleotide messenger RNA. RefSeq lists its product as uncharacterized. The record is from RefSeq and is a predicted model, not a curated record. NCBI's taxonomy places the organism in Eukaryota, Viridiplantae, Streptophyta, Magnoliopsida, Malpighiales, Salicaceae. The transcript has 6 exons. Bases 1 to 2787 code for a protein of 928 amino acids.
AUGAAAGGCCACUUGAAAGAAGCCAUUGAUGUUGGCUCCAUAUUCUCUACACCAGUUAGUUACUCAGACGACACAAACACCUCCCACAAAUUAAGCUCUGUAUUAUUGAAUGAGUUCAACUACCUUUCUUGGUCAAGGGCUGUACCCAUUGCCCUUGAUGGAAGAUCUAAAUUGAGUUUUAUCAAUGGUUCAACUGUUUCUCCUGAAGUGAAUGAUCCGGGGAAUAUGAAGCAUGGUUGUUCAAAGACCAACUGGAUUUUCCAGAUCCAUCGUGAAGUUGCCAGCCUUCACCAAGAAGACAAACCUUUUGUUCAAUUAUUGGGUAGUUUUAAAAACUUGUGGAAUGAAUUGGAAAUGUACAGACCUCACACUACAGAUGCCACCAUACUACGAAAAAGGACUGAGGAGGACAAAAUUUUUCAGCUAUUAGCGAGUCUCAGUUCAGAUUUUAAAGAUCUGCGAAGCCACAUUCUAAUGAACCCUGAACUACCCACUUUUAAAUUAGUGUGUGCCACCAUUCAACGUGAAGAAAUACACAGAAAAGUAAUGACUCAGGAAGCUGGUGUGUCGGAUACUCGUGCUUAUCAAACCAAGUUGCUGCCGCGAGACAAGAGUUCUAGAAAUGCUGAUCAUGGUCAGUACAGGUCACUAUCUGAGAAUAAAGCUUACAAAGGGAAACAACCUGAUUCCAAGUGCCAAUACUGUCAUAAUAUUGGUCAUCAUAUGGAUCGUUGCUGGCUUCUACAUCCCGAACUCAAGCCUAAAUUUGCAAAGGAUUUCAGGAGGCAAACAAGACGUGCAAACAAUUCUAAGUCAUACCUUGCCCAUAAUAAUUCCAACCACACCGAGAUUUUUCCUGCUACUCCGGGAACCUUGAUAUCUGAUUUUGCAAAUUAUUUGCAAGACAACAGAGAUAGACCUGGAAAACAAGGUAAACUACUUGCUUUUAUGACUGCGUUAGAACUUGUAAAUUUGCAUGAUCUUUGGAUAAUUGAUUCGGGUGCCACUGAUCAUAUGUCCAAUAAGUUAACCAGCAUCCAUGAUUUUAAAUCCUUUGUUCGUCCCACUUUUGUGUCUGUUGCUAACGGAAAAAAUGCUUAUGUUAAGGGAAAAGGAAAACAAGGAGAAGUUUUGUCCAAUUUUUUUCCUUUGCCCAGUAUUGAGAACACUAAUCAUCUUCUGUCUAUUGUUCUUAGUAUUGAUUGUGUUCUUCCCAAUUCGGACCAACACACUCAAUCUUCCACUGGAUUCAUACCCAACAAUGAUGGUCUGGGACAGAAUCAACUUCCAGCUGCAACUAAUCCUGCUUCUAAUCCCAGCAAUGAUAUUCUGCAGAUUGACCAACAGAUUCACCUCCAGUCUGCCAUUGAUUCCAGCAAUUCCACAAGUGACCAUAUCAGUAACUCAGAACUGCUUGAUGCUCUUGAUGCUCUGCCAUUCACUAGAAGAGUUUCUAUUCGAACACGUCAACCGUCAUCACGCAUGCAAGACUAUGUCACCUACAACGCCAUGCAUGAAGAAUUAAAGGCUCUUACUGAAAAUCACGCAUGGAAUAUAGUCUCAUUACCUGCUGGAAAGGAAGCUGUUGGAUGUCGUUGGAUAUUCAAGACAAAGUUUAAAUCAGAUGGGACAGUUGAUCGCCAUAAAGCUUGUUUAGUGGCACAAGGUUUUACUAAAAAAUUUGGUGUUGAUUACAAGGAGACAUUUGCUCCUGUGGCCAAGAUGACCACUGUUAGAGUUUUACUUUCAGUUGUUAUCAACCAAGGGUGGCCUCUCUUCCAAAUGGAUGUCAUCAAUGCAUUUUUACAUGGAGAUCUUGAAGAGGAAGUGUUCAUGAAACUUCCUCCCGGACAUCCUCACAGUAGAAACUCUAUGUUGGUUUGCAAGCUUCACAAAUCUAUUUAUGGCUUGAAGCAGAGCUCUUGUGCUUGGCAUACAAAAUUAAGCAUUGCUCUUGAGAGUCUCGGUUUUACAAGAAGCUCUGCAGAUUCCUUUUUGUUCAUUAAAAUUGUUUCUGAUCAUACACUAGCUGUACUGAUAUAUGUCGAUUAUCUUAUUAUAACAGGGAGUAAUGAAGCUUUCAUAGCCCAGCUUAAACGGUCUCUCCAGCAGCAAUUUUCGAUAAAAGAUCUUGGUUCAUUGAAAUAUUUCUUAGGCAUUGAAAUGGCAGCCUCCCGUAAAGGACUUUUUCUCAAUCAACGUAAAUACAUCAUUGAUUUAUUGCAGGAUGUCGAUAUGCUGCACACGAAGCCUGUUGCCAACCCUUUAGACAGUAAAUUAACAUUGGACUCUUCCAGUAAAUCUCUUGUUUCUUGCACUUACUAUCAGCAAAUUGCAGGAAACUCUCUUGAUCGUCGAUCUACCACUGGAUAUUGUAUGUUUAUUGGUGGUAAUUUGGUGUCCUGGAAAAGUAAGAAACAAUCUAUCGUUGCUCGGUCAAGUGUUGAAGCAGAAUAUCGUGCUAUGGCCUCUGCUGCCUGCGAAUUGAUAUGGCUUAAACAACUUCUUGCUGAUUUCGGUUUUCAUGGGGUUACUCCCAUGACAUUGUUUUGUGACAAUCAAGUUGCCAUGCAUAUUGCGUCCAAUCCGGUGUUUCAUGAACGUACAAAGCACAUCGAAGUUGAUUGUCACUACAUUCGUCAACAGGUUCAAGCCAAACUUAUUUUACCCCAGUAUGUUCGUUCUCAUAAUCAAUUAGCUGAUGUGCUCACAAAAGCGUUGUCAUCUAUUCAAUUUCACCAGUUGUUGAGCAAGCUUGGAUCUACCAAUCCGCUCGAUCCAGCUUGA